CACUGCUUAAACACAGCGUCGUUACCCCAGGCCCACUAUAGCGGGGUUCAGCCAAUCACUGCCAAGGCAGGGCGACGGUAUACCAGGGGUGACACGGCAACUCGGAGGGCAUCGUCAUAGAGACAGGGUAGUCACAAGUCGAUCUUCACCCGAUAGUAGCGACCUACACCAGCUCAGGGAAUUAAAUAGGGGAAAACAAUCACACUCUUCCACCAUGUCGGACGGAGAUACCAGGGACGCACAGGACAAAACAGGGGAGCAUUCCGAAGAAGGAAACUCCAGGAAAGUCAGCAAAGAAGAGGACCCAGCACAACGACGAGACAGCGCCGACAAACGGAAGGAGGAGAAAGAUGGAGCCAAGUCGGACCGGAAGAACAGUUCAGACCGAAAACCAGAUGAAGGCAACCGGCAAGAGGAACAAACAGACACUGAAUCAGCCUCCGCACUGGACGCGCAUGAGCCAGAAUCAGGGCAGGAUUGGAGUAAUACCGAGGGAGGUUUACCAAAUACCGGUAGUAAACCUGUGAGUAAAGACAAUAUGGACGAAUCGAAGGUCAGUGUAGGUAGUGAGGUAGAGCAGAAGAGUUCUGCAGAACAAGGGGGUGGGGAUGAGCUCGGGGAUCACGUGGAGGAUGCACAUAGUAACAGUGAUGAGAGAGAGAACAGUUCCGGUAAACAUGCCGAAGCUGCAAAUAGCUCAAACGAAAAUGGUAGCCAUGAUUCUGGAUCCCCAAAUGCUCUGCCAGAUUCUGAGAAAACUGACACUGAAAAAGAAGCGGACGAUACGGGUCAGGUUGUUACGUCACGUGAUGCGAAGGGAGAUAAUCACGUCGGGGAAGUGGCUGGGGAUGAGGAAGGGGGGGAAAGUGGAUCAGAGUCUGAGAAUGACGAUUCCGGGGAUGAGGAAAAUGAGGCAGAUGACGUCACCGCUGAAAUCAGUCAAGCACAUUCUAAAGAUCCUAACCAAUCACAAGAGAAUAGGUCAGAAAAAGAAGAAACCAAUAACCGUGUCGACGAAACAACGGAAACAGGUGAAUCACAAGCCGCAGCACAAGAGCACAGUUCUACGGCAGAUAACAGCGUAAGUAAAACAGCUGACGACACAACAGAGCGUAGACAAUCACUGACUGAAAAAUCCGACUCAGCAGAGCGAGAAGCGGAAAUAGAUGGGACAGAAAACAAUCGCAUGGAUACGAACGAUUCUGACCCUUCAAAGACCCAGUCACAGGAGGAAACGCCCCCUAGUGGUACAGCGGAAAGAAGUGACGUCAGGUCGGAACAUAGCCAACCCCAAACUGAAGACCCGAACCAACUUCCGGAGAAAAGAUCCCAUGAAGGCGAUACAGACAGUGGCGCAGGUUUAGACGAAAAGGAGUCAUGUGUGCCAGGGCAAGCUUCACAGUCACGUGGUGACGAGAGUAGGGGAGAGGAUCAGGUAAUAAUUAAUUCAGAUGAUAGGGAAAAUAGCGAAGAAUUACAGGAGACAAGCGGUAGUAAUCAGGUGGACGAACGGCCAGGGCAACGGAUGGAGAAUGGGCAUUCAAAUCAGGACAGUGAGAUACAGCAAGGAAGUAAUGGAGAUGAUACAGAUGAAACGUUACAGACCCGGAGGCUGUCAGAGAAUGAAUCACAUAAUGUGAUUGGAGCAGAUUCUACAGAGGCUGACAAUACAAGAGAAAAUGCGGAGGAAGACCAAAGCGAGUCUUGGCAGCGAGACGGUGGCACUGGGGGAAACCAGGAGUCUUCCUCUUUGGAUGGUCGUAAAAAGGAUGAAAACGGAGACUUUGAGUUUGAAACUUCUAGUUUGAGUCAAACUGAGGGUGAUACUACAAGAGGCCAGCCUCCGAUAUCAACCGUGUACGUUAAGGCUCCUAGGAGGCAGUCAGAUCAGGAUUCCGACUCCACCCGCAGCCAGGAUGAGAUCGAGAUUGUGAGUCAGGCCAACAGACAAGAUGGCGAUCAACAGGAAACACAGAACGAGGAGAACGGGAGUGAAACUGAUACGACGAAACAGGUCGGGGCUGAGAUUGAGGAAAAGGGAGAGGCUGAAGUUGAGGAAAAGGAAGAGGUUGAGGUUAAACAAGAGGUCCAGGAGGAUAUCGCCAAUGACGAUGGGGAGCAGGGUGAGGUUGGUGUUAAUUCAGACGUUAAGGCAGAGGAAAUGGCCGAAACUGAAGAUCCGAGUGAGGUGGUUAAUAAUGGUGAGGCUAAAGACAACGGAGGGAUAGGAAAGGACGUUGAAGAGGAUGGCGAGGUAGGCGAGAGGGACAAAGCGGAGAACGGCGAGGUAGGAAAGGAGGAAGUUGAGGUUGAGCACAGGAAGGAAAGUGUGGCUCAUGAUUCAGUUAAGGAUGAUAAUUUGGAUAAAGAGGUAAAGGUAGAGAGUGAGGUUACAAAUACGAUUGAGGGUGUACAGGAUAGGGUUGAAGGCGACGACGAAGAUGAAAGUGGGGAAAGUGAGGAAGAAGAGGACUCAAGCAGCGAGGAGGACGAUGAGACAGGCGAAGACAGUGAAGACGAUAUCGAAGAUGACAAGACGUCUGCUUUAGUUCCAGGUAACAAGACUAUAGAAAGUACAGAGGUCCAAGCUGGGCAGCAGACAGAGAGUGAGAACACCAGGAAGGAGUCCACAGUGUCCGAGAAUCCGCCUCCUGCUGCAACAAAGGAGGAGCCUGGAAGGAACAAUAGGGGUGAGGCCAAUGUCAAGGACGAAGAGAAGGGUGUACAGCCAGAGGAAGAUAGGAGAAUUAGCAUUAAGGGGGACAGCAAGAGUAUCCGCAGUACGCACAGUGCUCAGUCUAGGGGUAGCGUUGGUCAAUCUAGACAAUCUCUCAGGGCUUCGAGAAUCAGUGUUGAAAAGCACGUCAAACCUGAGGUGCUAGACACCCCGGUUGACGCUGCACAAGCCCCAGGGCCAAGAGGAGACGAGGAGGAACAGGAUAAGAAAUCCGUGGCUACAUCACGGGCUUCACUGACUGAGAGAGGAACUGGCGAGGAGGAUGCGAAAGCAGACUCCAAAAGUAUAGUGAGUCAAGAUAGGAAUGAGAAGGAUGACACGACAAUACACACAGAUGUCACUGACAAUGCGAACAAUGAAUCGCAGCAACAUUCUGAUUCCAAAACAUGUGCUACAAGUCAAGAAAAAGAACCAGUUAGGGAAACAAAGAACACGAACAAACCAACAAGUGCCAAACAGGUGCAUCACAGGCAGGAGAAGAAAAACGUCCCUCGAGGACGAACCGCGGUCGUCUCGCCUCAGAGAUCCACGUCAUCCCCACAGCGAGGCCGAGGGAGCUAUGGGUCGGAAGUGAGGAGUGCCCGGAGAAGCCCGAGGGAGACCUCAAGGAGUCAGACAAGAUCCCCCACAAGACCUCGCACGACGAUGACCUCGAGAUCAAGUAAAGGGGGUAAGAGUAAAGGGCGCAAGAAAACCAAAAAGAAGAGUCCGAGGGAGGAAAACCCCCAGGAAGAACCUGACGAUCCUGAUGGCCGCUCCAAGCAGAGGGAGUUCUUCAGGGAGGAGCUCAAACGCCUGGAGGGAGCGCUCAAGAGGGAGAAGUCGAAAAUAAUCAAACCUGAAGUUAAGAAACACACUCCAUACAUCUUCAACACACUGGAGCCCUACUACAACACUUCCACCGUCCGAUACCUGGUGGAGCUGCCGGAAGAGGUACAGCACCGGUUCGUGAGCCGGAAGACCGCUAUCGGGCUGUGUGACCCCUGGGUGGACUACAGCAUGGACACCAAGUUCCUGCCCCGCAUCUCCACGUCCGCCCGGGCCGUCAACAGGCAGCAGGAGAUGGAGAAGCGAGACGAGAAGAUUCGGGAUCGAGAGAAGCGCUCUAAAAAGGAAGGAAGCACCAGACUGCCCAAGUUCCCUGUCGUCACGCUCGACUCCAAGGAGCUCGCCACCAAACCGUUAUACUACAGUGAUGUUCCUGAACUAAGGCGGGAGCUCCGUGACAAAUACAGUCAGAACGCAACAAAGAAAAUCGACGAAGAUUACACGCGAACAAAACAAGACUUCUACCGCAUGGAUCUUGACAAGCUUGAUGAAGUGCAUCCUUUGAACCGCCCGCACAUGCGCAAUGCAUAUUUCGCCUACCUCCAGAAUACCCCUGGCUCCAGGAAGGCGGUGGUGGAGUGCGUGAAGGGAUUGAAGGCGGAAGGCAAGGCGAACUAGGCAUUGCGCAUGCGUUGUGCAAAGCAGACGGUGUAAAUAAACCAUAGCAAUAUUGUACAUAUCUUAUACGUCGUGGAAAUAAUGUUGAGUUUUCAGCUGGUCUCGCAUUUACCCAUACUGUAUCAUCUACUCUUGGAAUAAGGUUAAGCGCCCCUCUGCUAAUUGGUCAUUAGGUUUGAAAACCUGUACAUAAAUAAGCUGUCGAUAAGUAAGGACAACAAUCAUGACAUUUUCGAAAGAGGUAUUCCUAAUAUUGGUGGACAUUUCAUUGUGUGUAUUACUUAAAAUACGUGCGUUACGUGCAUGACCAUCUUCUCGGGGCAAGGGAGAUAACUGACUAUAAAACUAGACUUUUAAGGUCAGUUAUCUCCCUUGCCUCUGGAAGAAGGUGCAUGAAAUAUGCAGUGAAACUCCUUCCAUCCGGUAAAGUCGUCCGGAUUAACGAAAUAGUUACGGAGAAUCAUGAUUUGUAUGUAUAUAUACAUUCCUAAUUGUUCUGACGACGGAGCCCAGUCUAAAGGGGCUUCACUGUAUAAAAUCUACACGAACAGAUCAUCUCAGGAACGAAGUAUAACGCCGUUGAUGUCGACAACGUAGAUGGAUUAUCAUUUACCGUUUUCUGUCAAACAUCACAAAGGUUUAUAAAGCGUUUAUGAUAGACAUCCAGAGGUAGACAGAGUAAAUGUAUGUUCCAAAAUAAUGGCUCCAAUACAUAAACUUUAAAAGCAGGAUUAGAGGGGUCGAUAGUCGGAAGCCAGUUGAAGAAUGUUUCCGCCGAUAUAUAUAUAUGUGCCUUAUAUGACCCCUGACACAACCGUCUCCAUACGUCAACCGUUACUGAUGUCAACGUUAUUUUCGCGACUUCCAUUAAACUGUUAUAUUUGUAUGCAUAGGUUUCUUCUACAUACGUGUUCCUGGGACAAGCAGGGGCGGUCGGGUAGCCUAGUGGUUAAAGCGUUCGCUCGUCACGCCGAAGACCCGGGUUCGAUUCCCGACAUGGGUACAAUGUGUGAAGCCCAUUUCUGGUGACCCCCGCCGUGCUGGAAUACUGCUAAAAGCGGCGUAAAACCAUACUCACUCACACACUCCUGGGACAAGCUACAUAAAAUCGGGGUAUAUUUCUCUAUUUCGCGUUAUUGACAAAAAUGUAGAAUGAGGUAUGUCUUGCGUCGUAAAUGCGUCUGUGUAUUGGAAACGUAUGAUGUACUGAUAGACACUACGUCUACUCGUCGGAAAUAGUUUUAUCAGUGAAACACGUUAUGGAGUUCCGACAAUGUUCCGUCCGUUUUGAACGAUGUAAUAAAAUGUUUAUAUCACGGGCACUUGGCUCACCGAAUCAGCAUAUAUGCAUGCGAUGUAUCAGCAUUACAUUACAUUUCAUAGUGUUAACUGCCUCCAACUGUGACUCGUUUGAUUACAUAGAGAGUCAUGCGACACCAGGGUGAACCGAGCGAUUACAUUGUCAAUUGUCUGAUUACAUAGUCAUGUGACUAUUUUGAUUACAUUGUGGGUUGCAGGACCAUGGGUAAGUCAUUACACAUUGCGAGAUGUAGUGUGACUCGAGGGUAAUUGCAAUGGUAGACCGGUGUAAGACACGUGAUUGCAUUGUAGCCAUGUCAUUGGGAGUGGCAACAUCCAGUUAUCUUGUCCAAGAGGGUUGCCUGACACUGUUCCUCCCUGGGUGCUGUUGUACAAAACAACCUUUAAUAGCGCUGUGGUGAUCGUAAGUCUGUUAAAGUAUGGGAGUUUGGAUCACCUUAGCGCUAAGAUACCUUUCUACAACGGCACCCUGGCUGCCGAGGACACAGAAGUCAUCCAAGAGGUAUCCAGUGUGCAUGUGUAGAAGUCUUUUCGACAGUCACUUCAUAAGUGAUAACACCAAGACUCAACUCAUUUCAAGAUGGUCUCUCGCUCUGGUGUAGCUAAAUCGAAGCCUUUCGUUACAUCAUUACUGUUGUACAGAAUACAUAAGCCUUUCUGUGAUAUAUUUAAUGCUUUAACCAAAUUGUAAUAAAUAUCAUAUAAAUCUG
Messenger RNA from Haliotis rufescens (red abalone), 6213 nucleotides. Its product is annotated as spore wall protein 2-like. Lineage: Eukaryota; Metazoa; Mollusca; Gastropoda; Lepetellida; Haliotidae. The coding region runs from base 215 to 4183 and encodes 1322 amino acids. The record is from RefSeq and is a predicted model, not a curated record. The transcript has 9 exons.